Anastrepha ludens (Mexican fruit fly) is the source of this 405-nucleotide messenger RNA. Its product is annotated as general odorant-binding protein 56d-like. NCBI's taxonomy places the organism in Eukaryota, Metazoa, Arthropoda, Insecta, Diptera, Tephritidae. Gene Ontology annotation, molecular function: odorant binding. The transcript has 3 exons. Gene Ontology annotation, biological process: sensory perception of smell. Bases 1 to 405 code for a protein of 134 amino acids. The record is from RefSeq and is a predicted model, not a curated record.
AUGUGUGUAUAUAUGUAUGUUGUGAUUGCGGUAUAUGCUAAGCCGGCAAUCAUAGAUGCAGCUACGCUGAAAAUGCUCAAUAACUGCCGCAAAGAGAACAACGUGUCCGAAAAAGAAUUAGGUCAGUACAUGGCUAAUAAAUUGGAUGCCGCUGAUUCCACACACAACUUUAAGUGUUUCGUCAAGUGUACAAUCGAAAAGUUUGGUUUCUAUAAAAAUAAUAUGCUGGAUGAGGUAUUGGCCACCAAAUUUAUUAUGGAUAAUUCCAAGGACAAGCAAUCGAAUGAGGAGUCUGUCAAGGAUGUAAUAAAAAAAUGUAAUCAGAUGAAAGGGGCCGAUGCCUGUGACACAGCCAGUCAGAUUGUGUCGUGUUUCGUUAAAGCGGAAUUGAAAGUUUUCCAAUAA